AGUACUGUAGUAUUUGAAGGCAUAGUUGGUUGGUGUGUAUGGCCUACUACGUAGUAGACAGGUCUAGUACAAGGUCUCCAGGCAACAGCAGUAUAAAAUCCUAGCAAGUUAUGGCCCAUGCCUAUAGACCAUCUGAGUAAGACAGCAGUAACAUGGACUCUUUACUACACUCAGAGUAUUUAACAUCCUGUUUUACUACAACACAAGAGGAUGAAUGCCUAGCGACAGCACCCAUCAUGUCCAGCCCACAAACAAUUCAGAAACCAACGUCCACACAAAGCUCGCCGCAGCAGAACUCUACGUGUCAAGUCUGUGGUGACAAAUCCUCGGGGUUUCAUUAUGGCGUAUUAGCGUGUGAAGGCUGCAAGGGAUUUUUUAGAAGGAGUAGUAAACGAGAUAAGGAAUAUACUUGUCGCCAUGGCGAUGGAACCUGUAUAAUUGGUCGUAUGAAUAGAAACAGAUGCCAACAUUGUCGAUAUAAAAAAUGUUUGUCCGUGGGGAUGUCAAGAGAGGCUGUACGAUAUGGUCGAGUACCGACUAGAAGUAAAGUUAAAUCCCCCGGUGGUACUACGCGGAAAAAGAGCACUGACUCGGAAUACAGUUUAAGCGAGAAUGAUGACAUUCCACCAGUUGCCAUGCCGAUGAACGGCCAUGAGACCCAUUACGAGGUACCUCCACCAGUAAGGGACGAGUCACUACAGACAAAACAAGCUGAAAUGUAUGAACUUGUCAGCAUGAUUGCCUACGCUUUCCGUAUUACAUGUAUGUAUUCAUCAAACGAUAUGCCAUACCUCAGGGACUUCAAUUAUACUCAGGACAAUCCCCAGCUAAUGGUAGGCGAGGUUGACCUUGCUAAUCGCCGACGCUGGAUGCAGUUUACGGAACUGAUUGACCCCGCCGUAAGUGGCCAAGUAGAAUUUGCAAAGGCAGUCCCCGGGUUCCGUAAUUUGACGCAAGAAGAUCAGCUGCUCCUGCUAAAAGGUAGUUUCUUCCAAGUGUGGCUGCUUCGAAUUUCACCGUUAUUGCACCAAGUCGAGAAUCGUAUGCACACGGGGCAGACAUUGUCAGUUAUCUGGGAACAGCUGAUGAUUCUUCUUCCACGAGAACUGUUUCACGCAAUGUAUGUAUUCGCAGACGAGAUCAACCAUUUUGGCCUAUUAGAAACCGAAUUAGCUUUAUUCUGUUCUGCGUUAUUAGCACAACGAGAUGCACAUGGACUAAGUAACGUAACCGCAGUGGCGGAGUUGCAGAAUAAUUUGGUGGAAGCGCUACGUAUUCAAGUAGAAGGAAACCAUCCGCACAAUGCUGUUACACUCAUGGGCAACCUUUACAAUAAAAUGCAGGAGCUACAACAUAUUCAUAAAAUGCACCGCGAUUUUGCACUAGACUGCAGCCAGCGGUGGCCCGACAUUUGCCAUGGCAUACCGGCGCUUUACGCCGAGAUGAUGGACGUGAAUGUGCAAACAUGAAGCGAGUCAUUUUCACUGAGCAGCGACAUUUGUUGAUGCAAGUAUUUGGUGGCCAUUAUUGCUCAUCUGCGUGAUGCUCGCAACUUUUACGGCAGGGAUUUUCUUGUAACAUUUCUUUUUGCUUUAGUAUUUAGAGAUUGCAUGAACAUUGUUAAAAGGAAUUGUGAAAAAAAAGAUGUUUCUAACAGAAUAAAAUUACAUUUGCUCUUAUCUACUAGAAGUUCAAUUUUCAGAGGAGUUGGUAAAAUGUUGAUAAUGAUAUCUUAAAAGAUAUUGGAUUGACCUAGGGGUUUUUGUUAGCAGUAGUGUUGCGUACCACUACGUAACCCUAUUUUUACCACCAUUUUAUCAAAUUUGGAAAUGUAAAUGCAACUUGGACAGCAUCGUAUGAUCACCAUGUUUAACUCGCGCAGACAUUAGGACCGUGUUAAAGGUAUGUCUGGAAUAGUUGUGUUUGUAGAAUAUUAAACAUGGUUAGUAUUCUCGCGAUGACCUUAGACCGUCUCCAAAGAUAAAUUGCACAAGGCUGUAUUGUAUGAUGCUUUCUAAGUGCGCCUUUUGAUGAUAGUAGAAUUCUGCAAAUCUGUGUAAGAAAUGAGGAAAAAGUUAGGUCUACAAGUCUACAAGACAAGUGUACAAUUUUACGUCGUCAUAGUAGAUUUUGGUGCUAUUAGAUUUACACUCUGUUGACACUGAGAAUGUGGUGUAACCAAAAUUGAUAUCUUCCAGUCGAAAAGAGCAAAUCAUUUUAGAUUAUAAUAUGUAAAUUGUAGAUUAUUGUUGUAGGUUUGGCUCUAAUUCAUUUUUGUUUCACAAUCAGUUAUUUUUUUAUACUGUAGAAUGUUUACCCAUUAUUGGCCAUUCAUGUUGAUUAUUAUUAAUGCCAAACUUCAGAAACCAGUACUUUUUUCAAUAGGUAGUUUAGCGAUAUAUAUAUAUAUAUAUAAAUAUAUAUAUAUAUAAAUAUAGGUAUAUAUUAAUCUGUUAUGUUGCGCAUACAGUAGGGUAGUUUAGUGAACAGAGUUGGAAAAGGAUAAAAUCCUUAACAUAUGUUUAUUCUUUGUCCUGUAUUUCUGAGUUGGAAUGCCAUAAAAAAAAUCAAUUUGGUUUUCACCCACCGAAUUUCCAAUUUUUUUUUAUAUAAUCAAGAUUAUGAGUGAGAGUGUUGUAGUUAAUCUGUUGAACACUGCCCUCUAUCAUGCAGCAGUAUUCUGUUAGACUUGCUUUUGUCUGCUCAUUUGAGUAUAUAAAUGCUAAACCAGUUGGCCUGAAAUAUUACAGUAAUUUAAAUCGCUUCUCUUCCAGUUACAUUUAAAUCUUUAUGAUAAAGCAAAAACAUGUAUCUAAAUUACGGGUAAACCUAGCAUUUGUUUUGUUUUAUUUUUGUAUGUAAAUGCAAAUCUAUAACUUACUUUGAUGAUAAUUUGAUUGUGUGAAUAGUGGAGAAUAGCCAGAAAACUUUACAAAAUUCAGAUACAUUUUGGUGCAUUUUUUUAUACUAUAAACUUGAGGUAAGUUUUUGGUAUACUUGGCUGCUCUAUUCCCCACCUGAUUGUUGGUUUUGGAAUGGUGUAAUUUUUCCUCCUAUAAAUUGUAAUUAGUGUACAAAAACAUGUUAACAAAAUUGUAUUUAUAAUUACUGUACCACAUAUCAGAAUAACAAAUUCUACAAACUGCCAAACAAUCAUUUUUAUAUGCUGUCUCUGUAUUCAUGAUGAAUAAUAUAAGAAUAUAUACAAGGUAAUAGUGUGUUGUAGGUUAUAUGAUCGCCCAAGGGAUUUUCUGUAAAAAGAAUCUUUGUGGUUUGUCUAAAAAUAUAAAUCUGUUUUUGAGAAAUAUUUGCAAUUAGUCCAAGUCUUGUCUGAAAAUAUAUAUGAUGAUUACAAACCAAUGGUAAACCAUAAUGCUAGCAAUGAUCACAUGUCUGCGAACUUGUCUGCAUAUUAACAGGGAAAAAAUCUGAAUUUUGAAUGUGCCAAAUUUAUUAUAAUAUCAUCAUUUCUUCUUCCACAAAUUUUAUGCUGUUUUUGCUGUUAAAAUAAUUGGGUUGUGGUGGACAAUCCAAUACUCAGGUUAUAUAUUACAUAAUAAAAAAUAAUAAUUUAAAGUUAAAUGUCUGCAGGGAUGAAAGUUGUAUUUUUCAAGAUUUUCUAUAAGUUCAGUUAAGAAUAUUAGUCUGCAAUGUGUCACUAAUUUGUAAAUAUAAACUAAAUAUUUUUCAUAUGAUUUUGACUACAAAUACUUUUUUUUGCUUUUAUGAUAUAUUUUUCCCAAUUCAUUCAUUAAAAUAUGUUUGUGAGUUCAAUGAAAUUUGUAUACCUUAAGUAGGACAUCAAUUCAGUGUAUCUCCCCUUUAGAGAUAUAGUAACUAAUGAAUUUUAGUGCACUUCCUUUUUGCUGCGAAUUUAGAAAGAAAAGUGCCAUAGAAUCUAGGCCACGAUUUUGGUUUCUAGAAAGCCUAGACUUACGGAUUAAAGGUUGUUACCAGGUGGGUAGCUCGCAGUAAUGAGCUAACUCCCCUAGGGCCUAGGUAAAGGAAGCUUUUGUCAGGGGGGUAGAAUUGACUGCCGAGUCACAUAGACUGACUCAGCAACAACAUGUUCAUGUGUUGUCACGCAAAGUGAGAAGGGCGAUCCGCAACAGGCUUGUAGUCAAGGUGUUUAUAAGAUGUACCUACAAUCACUUCCCAUGAUGUAGCAUUACCAAAAUGGUGUGAAUUAUUUCACAUUUUUAACUGCAUGAUCUUUAAAUCCCAAUUCAGGGAAUAUAGACAUAAAAGUACAUAUGUUUACUUCCCAUCUGCUGCGCAUCCCACAUCCCAAAAAACUUUAAAUAAAUAUCACAUGUAUCAUGUCUCAAAAAUUUGAAUUUGAGAUGAUUUUAUGUUGUGUAAUUGAUUGUUAUCCUUGUUUGUAAUAUACAUUGAGCACCAAGGUUUUUAGACUUUUUACCUAUUGCCGAUGUUGGCUGUAUAUGCUGCCAACUGUUAUUGCUGCUGUUGCCAAAACAAUUUUCUGAAAUAUGGAUAAUUUUUAAAGAUUUGGGUAUUACUUAUACGUUAUCCAGGAAAAAUAUUUUGUAUUACAAAACAGUUUGAUACAAAAAUGCUGCUUGCAUUUCAAUUGAAAUAAAAUAUGAAAUUGUGUUCAUCUCCAGAUUAUUUAAAUAUGCUGCAUAAUAUAUGGCAUAAUCCAAUUUGAUUUAGUUAAAAGCCUGUGUAUACAUACAAGUAUUGGUAUGUAUGUGUAAAUUUUCAGAUAUUAUGAAAUCAAAAACAUAUAUUAAAACAUGCAUUAUCCUAUAACCAAUGAAAAAUCAAAUUAAACAUCCUUGUAUAAAAUUAAAGUAUAUUUAAGUUAACAGUUUUUCUCAUAUUAUGCUAGUAUUUUCUGAUUGGUCAGUUAGUAAGUCACAUGUGUUGAUGAAAUGUCAAUCAUUGGCUAUACAUAAUUUUGGUGCUAUGAUUCAUGCAAGAUUGUGUUCUUAUUGGUGGAAACUUUAUUUGUUUCAAAUGGUAUCUUUUGCAUCUGUCCAAUUUAGUUAGAUAUGAAAGUGUUUAUAAUUGAAUUUGCUGUUAUUUCUACUAAAUCUAGUAGAAUAUUGAACUGCAUGAAAUAGAUUCUAUCAAUUUUGGUAAUAUUUUGUCUUGUUGACUACUACCUCAAGAUUGCUUUGUAGUAUCAAGACAUGGCACAGGACAAGUAAACUAAAAGGGAGGGAGAAAUAUGAAGUGGAUAGGGAUUGAAGUUUUGGAUGUGUUAUUGUAGGCUAUUAUAUGAUUGUAUAGAUAUAAUACUUUCAAAUGUUAUGUUGUUAAAAUGUAUAUACAAUUGUUUCAUUUUCUUUUUAUCUCUUUUCUUAUAUCAAGUACUAGUGCCUAUUAUUAGGUGUUGCACAAAUUGUAGUUUUUGAUUUUUUUUUUAAUAGAGAGGUUGAUUAUUACAUUUUAUUGCAUUUUAUUAUUUUUGUAAUUGUUUGAACAAGGUUAGUAUGAAGCCUGUAGAUGUAGCCAAUGCCAAAACAACUCAAACUUCUUUCCAGCACCGUUUGUAACAGUACUAGAUUCUGAGCUACUAUACUAGUAAGGUUAUUCAAAGCAUGCGUAAAAAGUGAAGUGAAAAAUAAAAUCAAGUUAAAGAAUUUGGUAUUACAGGCUAUAAGCCUUGGUAAUAAAUAUAGUGUUAUAUUAAAGUCUGGAAUUUAAAGAGAUAAUUCAGAUUCAGAUUAAAUUGGCACUACUAACUGAGAAAUGUU
Molecule: messenger RNA, 5723 nt
Organism: Anneissia japonica
Lineage: Eukaryota; Metazoa; Echinodermata; Crinoidea; Comatulida; Comatulidae
Product: nuclear receptor subfamily 1 group D member 2-like
Exons: 6
Coding region: 153-1469 (438 amino acids)
Biological process (GO): regulation of DNA-templated transcription
Molecular function (GO): nuclear receptor activity; sequence-specific DNA binding; zinc ion binding
Source: RefSeq, a predicted model, not a curated record